Brachypodium distachyon (stiff brome) is the source of this 3928-nucleotide messenger RNA. Its product is annotated as PH, RCC1 and FYVE domains-containing protein 1. Gene Ontology annotation, molecular function: metal ion binding. The coding region runs from base 345 to 3623 and encodes 1092 amino acids. NCBI's taxonomy places the organism in Eukaryota, Viridiplantae, Streptophyta, Magnoliopsida, Poales, Poaceae. The record is from RefSeq and is a predicted model, not a curated record. The transcript has 9 exons.
UAAAUUCUUUUUUCUCUCUCUCCCUCCAACCCUGUUCCUCAUCCCCUUCCUCCUCCUGCGCGUCGCGAUCUCUCUCCCUCCAAACGCAGCUCCGCUUGCCAAACCCCUCGCAUCGAUUCCGAUCCCCUUUCCACCUCGCGGUCACCAGCUUCCCGCGCCGAGAGUUCUCUCUCCGUCGCCGCAGGCCGCGCCCGGUCGUCGUCGAUCGGCGGACCCCCAUUUGGGCGCGCGCGCGGUAGUGUGGCCGCGACCUGGGAGCGAGCGUGAUGGGGCCGCGGUGCCGGCGGCGGGGCUGAAUAGGAUAUAUAACACGGGUGGCGCCAGUGGCCGGGCGGGCGCCGGUGAUGUCGGACGCGUCGUCGGAUCUCGGCGGCGUCGGCCUCCGGGCGGGUCCCCCCGUGGAGCGCGACCUCGAGCAGGCUAUCACCGCUCUUAAGAAAGGAGCCUACUUAUUGAAAUAUGGGCGCAGAGGGAAGCCAAAAUUUUGUCCAUUUAGGUUAUCCAAUGACGAGUCUGUAUUGAUAUGGUUUUCUGGGAAAGAGGAGAAACAUCUAAGGUUGAGCCAUGUGUCCAGGAUAAUGCCUGGCCAACGAACUGCUAUUUUUCAGAGGUAUCCACGGCCUGAGAAGGAGUGCCAGUCAUUUUCACUAAUUUCGCAGGAUAGGUCACUGGACAUUAUAUGUAAAGACAAAGAUGAGGCAGAAGUGUGGUUUGCUGGGCUGAAAACGUUAAUUUCACGUAGUCAUCAAAGAAAAUGGAGGACUGAAUCGAGAAGUGAUACAAUUUCCUCUGCUGCAACAAGUCCAAGGAUUUACACACGACGGAGCUCUCCGUUGAGUUCUCCUUUCAGCAGCAAUGACAGUCUCCACAAGGAUGGCAACGAAAACUACCGAUUCCGUAGUCCAUAUGGGAGUCCGCAAAAGAAUGGCCUGGAUAAGGCCUUUUCUGAUGUUGUGUUAUAUGCAGUUCCUCCCAAGAGCUUCUUCCCAUCAGAUUCUAAUGCACGAUCGGUUCACUCUAUGUCUUCUGGGCACUCAGAUAACACAAAUGGGCACCCGAGAGGUAUCCAAAUGGAUCCUUUCCGGGCUAGUUAUUCAAGUGCUGUUAGCUCAUCAAGUUAUGGUUCUGGUUAUGAUGAUGGCGAUGCUUUAGGUGAUGUUUUGAUAUGGGGAGAAGGAACUGGGGAAGGAAUACUAGGUGGUGGCAGUUCGAGGAUUGGAAGCUCCUCAGGCGCGAAGAUGGAUUGUCUUGUACCUAAACCGUUAGAGUUUGCUGUGCGACUUGAUGUGCAGAAUAUAUCUUGUGGAGGAAAGCAUGCUGCACUUGUCAGUAAACAAGGAGAGAUCUAUUCCUGGGGUGAGGAAUCAGGUGGGCGGCUUGGUCAUGGUGUAGACUGUGAUGUGGCACAUCCAAAACUCAUUGAUGCUCUUACUCAUAUGAACAUUGAGUUGGUAGCAUGCGGUGAGUACCACACUUGUGCUGUUACACUAUCUGGAGAUCUGUACACAUGGGGGGAUGGCACCUUCAAAUUUGGGCUUUUGGGCCAUGGUAAUGAUAUCAGUCACUGGGUACCAAAAAAGCUGCACGGACCAUUAGAGGGUAUACAUGUUUCAUCAAUUUCAUGUGGCCCUUUUCAUACAGUCAUAGUAACUUCUGCUGGGCAACUGUUCACAUUUGGAGACGGCUCUUUUGGGGUUCUAGGCCAUGGAGACCGUGAGAGUCUCUCAGUCCCCAAGGAAGUGGAAUCUCUCAAAGGGCUUCGGACGGUGCGGGCUGCUUGUGGUGUUUGGCACACUGCUGCAGUUGUAGAAGUCAUGGCUGGGAAUUCAAGUUCUAGCAAUUGUUCAUCUGGCAAGAUCUUUACAUGGGGUGAUGGUGAUAAAGGCCGUUUAGGACAUGGUGACAAGGAAUCAAGACUUGUCCCAACAUGUGUGGCUGCAUUGGUGGAGCCCAAUUUUUGUCAGGUUGCUUGCGGGCAUUGCCUGACAGUGGCUCUUACAACAUCAGGACAUGUGUAUACAAUGGGGAGUGCUGUCUAUGGUCAGCUAGGAAAUCCACAGGCAGAUGGCAUGCUUCCUGCUCGUGUUGAAGGGAAGCUACACAAAAAUUUUGUCGAGGAGAUUUCUUGUGGUGCUUAUCAUGUGGCUGUUUUGACCUCUAGGACUGAGGUAUACACAUGGGGUAAAGGUGCAAAUGGUCGGUUAGGUCAUGGCAACACUGAUGAUAAGAAUACUCCUACAUUGGUUGAAGCACUGAAAGAUAAGCAAGUCAGAAAUGUUGUUUGUGGAACUAACUUCACUGCAGCAAUAUGCAUUCAUAAAUGGAUAUCCGGAGUUGAUCAGUCGAUGUGCUCAGGAUGCCGUCAGCCUUUUAACUUGAGGAGAAAACGUCACAAUUGCUACAAUUGUGCUCUGAUAUUUUGUCAUUCCUGCAGCAGUAAAAAAUCUCUGAAGGCUUCAUUGGCACCAAAUCCAAGCAAACCCUAUCGUGUUUGUGAUAGUUGCUACAGCAAAUUGACCAAGGGGCUUGAAACAGACAUGUAUUCUUCAGCUAAACGGGGAGCAGUUGUACAGGGAUUCAGUGACACAGUUGAUGAGGAUACGGAAACGAGGUCAAAUGCCCAACUGUCAAGAAUGUCCUCAAUAGAUUCUUUUAAGCACAUGGAUAGCAGAUAUUCAAAGAAAAACAAGAAGUUUGAGUUUAAUAGCACUCGUGUUUCCCCAGUUCCAAAUGGCGGUUCACAUUGGAGUGGGCUCAACAUUUCAAGAUCCUUCAAUCCUGUAUUUGGAUCUUCAAAAAAGUUUUUCUCGGCGUCUGUCCCUGGAUCCAGAAUCAUUUCUAGGGCCACAUCACCUGUUUCAAGAAGACCGAGUCCUACACGUUCUACAACCCCAACACCUACUUUUGGGGGUCUAACUUCUCCUAGAGUUGUUGUCAAUGGUGCCAAGCCAACAAAUGAUAGCCAGACUCAAGAAAUUCUAAAUUUGAGGUCCCAGGUGGACAAUCUUACUAGGAAGUAUCAACUUCUCGAAGCUGAGUUGGAGAGAACUACCAAACAAUUGAAGGAAGCCAUUGCAAUUGCCGGGGAGGAAACUGCAAAGUGCAAGGCAGCAAAGGAAGUAAUUAAGACACUCACUGCACAAUUGAAGGGGAUGGCAGAGGGGUUACCCGGCGGAGCAGCCAAGAGCAGCAAACUACCACCCCUUCCUGCAAUUCCUAUACCAAGUGACAUAUCAGCCAUGGUCACUGAAUGUUUGGGUAGCCCAGACAGUUCGGAAGAACAGGUACAUAUUUCAAAUGGUCCUAAUGGAUUGCUUGUUUCUAAUGGACCAAGCUCUACUAGGAACAAAGCAAGCCAUUCAGAAAUGGCCAGUAAUGGAAGUAGAACACCGGAUCCAGAAUCCUACCAUGAGGCUGAAUGGGUAGAACAAGAUGAACCAGGUGUUUAUAUUACUCUCACUGCCUUGCAUGGGGGUGCCAGAGAUCUCAAGCGGGUCCGGUUCAGCCGGAAGAGAUUCAGUGAGAAACAAGCAGAACAAUGGUGGCAGGGGAAUAGGGCAAGGGUAUACCAGAAGUACAAUGUUCGCAUGGUUGAUAAAUCGGUCGCCGGCAUGGAUAGCUGAGAGUGCAUCUCACUGACGUAGAUUGACUUUGUUAAAGAAAUACCUGAUGGUAAGUGGAGCUGAGGCACCUUAUGUGUGGGAAGGCUUUCUCAUCAGUCAAGAUUAGUUGCUAACGUGGCUUCCAUUAUAAUUGGCCUUAUGAAAGAGAUGUAGAAGAAAAGAAAGACAUAUUUUCAAUUUUACACAAUUAUUUUGUUUACAUUUACAUUUUCUUUUUCUUGUGUGAAAAGUAGGGGUCUCUCACAGAAUGUAAAUGUUUAGUUAGCCACUGGCUUAUAUAUGAUGGAAAUGCAUAUACAAGCGCA